GCACGCACACACACACACACACAAGGGUGGUCCGAUAAGUACUUAGCCUCACCACCCGAUGGUGCCAGUAUCGCAAGAGAGAUUUACUAUCGUGUAGUACAUUCUCGUAGACGGCUACUGUCAAAAUUUCAGCCGAAUCGGACUCGUAGUUUUGUUUUGAUCGCGUGUGGAAGCGGACAUGUCCGCGGAUUUUAGAAAAAUGGAAAAAGAGUAAUAUCGGUCGGUGAUUCGAUUCCUGUUUUUGGAAGGGAAAUCGCGCAGCAAAAUCAAAGAGCGCUUGGAUGCUAUGUACGGUGACUCUUCUUCUUCGAUGGCGACCGUUAAAAAUUGGUUUAACGAGUUUCAACGUGGUCGCACAUCAGUUUUUGAUGAGCCACGCCCAGGUGCCCCGAAAAUGGCUACCACGGAGGAUAACGUGACAAAAAUCCACGAUCUCGUAUUGGCAGACCGCCGAUUGAAGAUGCGUGAGAUAGCUGAAACAGUAAGCAUCUCAAAAGACCGCGUGGGUCAUAUCCUGCAUGAAAUUUUGGGCAUGAAAAAGCUGUCGGCGCGAUGGGUGCCGCAUUUGCUCACUCCGGACAACAAGCGCAACCGUGAGACCACUUCAGAGCAGUGUUUGACGCUGUUUAAGCGCAAUCCGAAGGAGUUUCUGCGUCGUUUCGUGACCGUCGACGAAACAUGGAUCCAUUGGUACACACCAGAGACCAAGGAACAGUCGAAACAGUGGACUUCACCCGGCGAACGUACUCCGAAGAAGGCGAAGACUGUCCUAUCGGCCGGAAAGGUGAUGGUCACCGUUUUCUGGGAUUCACAAGGUGUGAUCUACAUCGACUACCUAGAGAAGGGCAAAACGGUCACAGGGCUCUACUAUGCCGAAUUAUUGGGCCGAUUUGACGCCGAAUUGCAGAAAAAAACGGCCCUAUUUGGCGAAGAAAAAAGUGCUCUUCCACCAUGACAACGCACCGGCUCACACCUCCGCCGUCGCCAUGGCCAAAUUAAUCGAAUUGCACUACGAACUGCUGCCCCAUCCACCGUAUUCUCCAGAUUUGGCCUUGUGCGACUUUUUUUUGUUUCCAAACUUGAAA
Messenger RNA from Solenopsis invicta (red fire ant), 1085 nucleotides. RefSeq lists its product as uncharacterized. The record is from RefSeq and is a predicted model, not a curated record. Gene Ontology annotation, molecular function: nucleic acid binding. The transcript has a single exon. Lineage: Eukaryota; Metazoa; Arthropoda; Insecta; Hymenoptera; Formicidae. The coding region runs from base 287 to 955 and encodes 222 amino acids.